CAUUGUCCCAUUAUCUCUGUGUCUUAAAAAAGCAUACCUUAGUGGCAGUGGUCACCUUGAAGGCUGCUCGCGAACUUAAAGCCACUAUAAUUUCUUUUGAGCGGCGUCCCCGCAGUCAGUGCGCCGUGGCUUAGCUUGUCCCUUCAUCUUGAUGGGAACCCUUCAUUGGUGUGGACACCACCCGUUGUCGCCGCCUGCAGUGCUUUAAAUUAGUUGGCCUCAGUAUUAUGCAUCGCUUCUAGCACCCUGCAGGUCCAGAUGAUGUUCAAGGGAAUUUCUUUGAGACAAAAAGUCGGCGAUUUAGAAAUAUUGCCGUAUCGGUGAUCCAGACACUAGUUCGCCGUCUCGGUAAACAUUGCCGUUUGGGCAUAAACUUAACUCCAGCAUCUUAAUUCCCGCAGUUUGUCUCCAUCAUAAGGCAUUCCUACGGGAUUUCACGCGAGGUGGAACUGACGGCACUCAUCACGGGCUUGCAGCUCACCGUCCUCUCCUUUGUGCCAAUGGCAACUUUCGUCGGGAACGACGGCGGCGAUGCGACUUACCGAGUCCAAGACCCAUCCGAAAACCUUAAUGCGUCCUCCUCCAUCCAAGUCCAAAUGAAUCGCUGUAUCCGCCUCUCGCGCUGGCUUGUUUUGAUCAUCUGUGACAUAUUUUGACUCGGCUUUCUCGGACUUAGAGUUCUUUGGGCCAUUCGCUUGCUUUGGUAUAGGAGAAAACUUGAACAUCGCGUAUUGGAUUGUCCUGAUUACCAGGCGCGUAUAACUGCGCCUUCUUGGUCUCUUAGGUCGUCUGCUGUGCCACCACAGCCCCUUUUCACUCUUAACAUAGCCCACCACUUGAUAGAGCUCAGCGGGUACCACCGCUGCUUGCACUGGAGGUGGGCAAUGUCCAGCUACUGUAGAUGCUGAGGUGGGAUAUGAUUGUUGAUUGUGGACCCUGAUAGUCGAUGAAUAGAGGGGAUAUUGAGGGGAAAUGAUCUAUAAUAAUACAAUUGUGUUAAAGGGUAACAUAUAAGGGUGACUUUGCCAAUUGUGUUGAAAUAUGAAAUUGGAAUACAAAUAUUAUCUCAAAAUCAGGAUUAUUUUUUUCGCAAUAUCUUUUAUAUCACGAUAACUACUUUCUAAUAAUUGCAUCUUAGGCAGCGACGAUGGGCAUACCAAAGAGCUUCAUCAAUUACGACCUAAAUAAGAGCAGGGAAAGAGCAAUAGUGUCUAAUUGGAUAUUUAUUCCGCUCAUUGCAAACAUAAACAUUCCAUCGUAGACAUCCUUUUGACGGAUUAUUGCUGUAUUUAUGAGAACACCAGCGAUUCGCCAAGACAAAAUGCGACCCCGCCGUCGUAGGCUGUGGCAGCAGAACUCUCCAAUAGCACCAUACAGCGGCAGCAGCGACGAUGACUCACCAGGUGAUCUCAGCGACGCCGAUGAGUCCAAUUAUUCUGAUGGAUCGGUUGGGUCGAACUUCAUGCCUGAGUCCUUGACAUCACAGCAGUAUACAAAUAUCACCGAUUUCCCUUCUCCAGUCGACGAAGACAGUAUUAUCGAGCCCGUAGAGAAUCCACAUCAAGAGGGCAACAUUAUCGAGACCAUAGAAAGUCCGGAGCCUUCUGCUGCAGAAGCACCACCAGAAGAGUCAAUUAUACCUUCCCCUCCUCAUCCAAUCAUCCCAGAAUCCCAGGCCAACAUCACUAUGGCCGACACCGCCCUCCCAUCCCAAGUCGAGCCACUAUCCGAUGCCUCCUCACGCACAUUAGGCCGCGAAACCCCCUCCUCAAACCCAGGCACCUCUUCCGAAGCCCCCUCAUCAGAUGACGAAGUCACAGACCGGUGCUACGGCUUCCUGCUUCUUCAUUACCCCAAGUCCCUUCCCGCAACUCUAGACACCAUAUCCAUCCUCCUCAUCUACCAACGGCGGCCACAUGGUUUGCCCCCAUACUGGGGCUUCCCCAAAGGCCAUCCCGAGCCCGAAGACCAUAGUGACUGGGAAUCAGCCUCACGUGAACUCCUCGAGGAGACCGGGUUGAGUCCCGACCGCGUGACGCCCAUCACGCCGGCUGGAUUUUCUCCGCCUUUGCCGGAUUCGGUGGCGGGGCUGAGACCGGAUUUCAUGAGUGUUAUCUCGCAGUAUCCUAGUUUUGAUGGUGGGAUUAAGGAAGUAACGUAUUUCUUGGCUCGGGUCGCGGAAAUGGAGAAGUUGAUGGAGCAGGUGGAGGAGUUGGUGGAGUGUCGGUGGGUGAAGUUGUCUGAGGCGCGGGAGCUGGUUAAUAUUAAACCGGUGCGGAAAGUAUUGGAAAAAUUGAUUGGGUUGGUUUCGUCAGGUCCAAAGCAGGUGGUAGCCAGGAGUGACUGGAUUCGUUGGAAGGAAUUUGAUGCGUUGGAUGAUAAUGGGAAUCCGAGGCAAUGGCGCACAGUGGGGUUUUGUACUCCAGAGUAGUUUUUUUAAUCAGUUCAGCAAGGAGGAAAUGUCAUCACUUUAACUGCCUGAUGUUGUAUUUAAAGCUUCACAUUAUUGAGGUCGGGUCGGGCAACGCAUAUAGCUACCCGUACAUAAAAUAUUCGGUGGUAACAGAGUGGGCUUUUUGAGAAAGAAUGCUGUAGUAUAUUUCUACUGGUGGAAGGGGAAAUCAAAGACAUAACAGACAGAUGCGUAAUGGAGGCGAGGAUUGGUGAUGUGACA
Molecule: messenger RNA, 2674 nt
Organism: Pseudogymnoascus verrucosus
Lineage: Eukaryota; Fungi; Ascomycota; Leotiomycetes; Thelebolales; Thelebolaceae
Exons: 1
Coding region: 1292-2431 (379 amino acids)
Source: RefSeq, a predicted model, not a curated record